GAUCCGACUGAAUUCCUCUACAUCUCCGCGGAGAUGAAGAGGAAAGACGCGACCAAGCCGUACGAUGGUAAAAAGAUGACCUGGGUACCGGAUGAGAAGGAGGGGUUCGUCAUUGGAAACAUUGAAUCCACUCAAGGCGACAAAGUCGUCGUCGAAACGCCGGACGGCAAGAAGACUUUCAAGAAAGACCAGCUUCAACAAGUCAAUCCCCCCAAAUACGAGAAGUGCGAAGAUAUGUCUAACAUGACUUAUCUCAACGAUGCUUCCGUCCUCCACAAUCUCAAGGAGCGCUACUAUGCGAAUUUGAUCUACGUGAGAUCUCGAUCGAAAUUCACGGACAAGCUGAACUUUCCUCCGCAGACCUAUUCCGGACUGUUCUGUGUAGCAAUCAACCCCUACAAGAGGUUUCCAAUUUACACUCCUCGUGCUGUCAUGAUCUACAAGGGAAGGAGGAGAACCGAAGUCCCCCCUCAUGUGUUCGCCAUUUCUGACGGUGCCUACAUGCACAUGUUGACAGAUAAUGAGGAUCAGUCCAUGUUGAUUACCGGAGAGUCCGGAGCUGGAAAGACUGAGAACACCAAAAAAGUAAUUUCCUACUUCGCCAAUGUCGGUAAGAGCGACAGGAAGCCAACCGCUGCAGACGCCAAUAAACCUUCACUCGAAGACCAGAUUGUGCAAACCAAUCCCGUACUCGAGUCGUUCGGUAACGCUAAGACCACCCGUAACGAUAACUCCUCCCGUUUCGGUAAAUUCAUCCGUAUCCAUUUCGGUCCCAACGGAAAGUUGGCUGGUUGCGAUAUCGAGACCUAUCUGCUCGAGAAGGCUCGUGUCAUUUCGCAACAGCCCCUUGAGCGGUCUUACCACAUUUUCUACCAACUCAUGUCCGGCAAGAUCCCAGACAUGAAGAAGAAACUGCUUCUGAGCGACAACAUCAAAGACUACAACUACGUGUCUCAGGGAAAAACCGAAAUUCCCGGCGUGGACGAUGCAGAAGAAAUGGGAUACACCGAUGAAGCUUUCGACAUUCUCGGUUUCGACGCCGACGAGAAGGACGGUGUCUACCGUAUCACCGCGGCGGUCAUGCACUUCGGUACGCUCAAGUUCAAACAGAGACCUCGCGAAGAGCAGGCUGAAGCCGAUGGAACCGACGAGGGAGAACGGGUCGCCAAACUGCUCGGUGUUGAAACUGCCGAUCUUUACAAGAACUUGACCAAGCCCAGGAUCAAGGUCGGAACUGAGUUUGUUACCAAAGGUCAGAGCCAGGCACAGUGUUACUCAGCUAUCGGUGCCAUGUCGAAGGCCAUGUUCGACCGAACUUUCAAAUUCCUCGUCAAGAAGUGUAACGACACUCUUGACACCAAGCAAGCACGCAAGCAUUUCAUCGGUGUGCUUGAUAUUGCUGGUUUCGAAAUUUUCGACUACAAUGGUUUCGAGCAGCUCUGCAUCAACUUCACCAACGAGAAACUCCAACAAUUCUUCAACCACCACAUGUUCGUGCUCGAGCAGGAAGAGUACAAGAGGGAAGGAAUCGACUGGGUCUUCAUCGAUUUCGGUCUAGAUCUGCAAGCUUGCAUCGAGCUCAUCGAGAAGCCCAUGGGAAUCAUGUCCAUCCUUGAAGAGGAGUCUAUGUUCCCCAAAGCUACCGACAAGACCUUUGAAGAUAAAUUGAACAAUACUCAUCUGGGCAAGUCGGCGCCCUUCCAGAAGCCCAAGCCCCCGAAGAGCAAAGAGAUUGGACCUGCUCACUUCGCUAUUGCUCACUACGCCGGUACCGUAUCGUACUCGAUCACCGGCUGGCUCGAGAAGAACAAGGAUCCCCUGAACGAUUGUGUCGUCGACCAGUUCAAGAAGGGUAACCUGAAGCUGCUCCAGACCAUCUUUGAAGACCAUCCUGGACUCGGUGCUGACGCGAAGGCCGAAGGAGGCGGCAAGGGAGGUGGCCGAAAGAAGGGUUCUGGUUUCCAGACUGUCUCCGGUUUGUAUAGGGAACAGCUCAACAAAUUGAUGCAGACCCUCCACUCCACUCAUCCUCAUUUCGUCCGUUGCAUCAUCCCCAAUGAGAUGAAGAAGCCUCGUGUCAUCGAUGCCCAUCUCGUCAUGCACCAGUUGACGUGUAACGGUGUGCUCGAGGGCAUCCGUAUUUGCCGCAAAGGUUUCCCUAACAGAAUGGUCUACGCCGACUUCCGUCAGCGCUACACGAUACUCGCACCUAACGCUGUUCCCAAAGACUUCGCCGGCGAGCCCAAAGAAGCCGGUUCGCUCCUUAUCAGCCAGUCGGGUCUAGACCCUGACGAAUACCGUAUUGGCUUGACAAAGGUUUUCUUCCGAGCUGGUGUCCUGGGUCGUCUGGAAGAGAUGCGCGACGAACGUCUCGCAAAGAUCAUGACCAUGAUCCAAUCCGCUUGCCGUUGGUAUCUCUGCAAGAAGCACUUCCAGAAGCUGAAGGAACAGCGCGUUGCCCUGAAAGUUCUUCAGAGAAACCUUCGUCAAUUCGCCAUGAUGCGCAACUGGGCCUGGUGGAAACUCUUCAUCAAGGUGAAGCCGCUCCUCAACAUGACCAAAGCCGAAGACGAGCUCAAGGCGCUCGAAGACAAGCUUAAGGAGGAGCAAGACAAGUUCACCAAGGAAGAAAAACUCCGCAAAGAACUCGAAGAGCAGAACACCAAAUUGCUCCAGGAGAAGAACGAUCUUUACAUGCAACUCGAAACCGCCAAGGGUGGAGCGGGUGAGAUCGAACAGCAGCUGGGCAAGAUCAACUCGCAGAAGAAAGAGUUAGAGAGGCAGAUCAAAGACAUGGAGGAUCGCCUGUCGCAGGAAGAAGGAACCGCACAGAAACUGAACCAAAAUAAGAAGAAGCUCGAGAGCGAGCUCAGCUCUCACAAAAAAGAAAUCGAGGAGCUCGGCAUGAACUUGCAGAAGGCCGAGCAGGACAAACAGACUAAAGAUCAUCAGAUUCGUUCUCUCAAUGACGAAAUCAAGCGACAGGAGGAGCUCGUUGCCAAGCUCAACAAGGAAAAGAAAGCCUUGCAGGAAACCGGAGGCAAGAGCGCCGAAGACCUCGCCGCUGCGGAGGACAAAGUCAACCACCUCAACAAGGUCAAAUCGAAGCUCGAGCAAACUGUAGAUGAGCUCGAGGAUUCGUUGGAGCGUGAGAAGAAGAGCCGCGCGGAUCUCGAAAAAGCUAAGAGAAAAGUUGAAGGCGAUCUCAAGCUCGCUCAAGAGGCCCUCGGUGAUUUGGAGAGAGCCAAGAAGGACCUCGAGGCUCUCGUCCAGCGCAAGGACAAGGAGAUGGCUGCGGUGCAAACCAAACUCGAAGAGGAGCAAUCGCUCGUCGCCAAGCUCCAGAAGCAGAUCAAGGAGUUGCAACAACGAGUCACCGACCUCGAGGAUGAGCUCGAAGCCGAACGCCAGGCCCGUCAACGAGCCGAACGUGCGCGACAGGAGCUCUCCCGCGAGAUUGAAACACUCUCUGAGCGAUUGGAGGAGUCCGGCGGUGCGACUUCGGCACAAGUCGAGAUGAACAAGCGCCGCGAAGCGGAAAUGGUCAAGAUGCGUCAAGAGCUCGACGAGUCCAAGAGCCAGAGCGAGCAGAUGAUGAACGCUCUCCGGGCGAAGAACAACCAGGUCGUUCAAGAGAUGACUGAAGCUAUAGACAACCUCACCAAGGCCAAAUCGAAGGCCGAGAAGGACGCCAUGAGCUUCAAGGGUCAGGUCAGCGAUUUGCAGAGCAGUCUCGAUCACGUCUCCCAUCAACAGUCGAACUCCGAGAGGCAAGCGAAAUUGCUCGAACAACAAGUCAACGAUCUCCAGUUCCGCUUGGACGAAGCUAACCGCAGCUUGAACGACUUCGAUUCUCAGAAGAAGAAGCUCAACAUCGAGAAUUCGGAACUGCAACGACAACUCGAAGAGGCAGAGAGCCAGAUAAAUGCUCUCAACAAGCAGAAAGUAGCCCUGGCGAACCAGGCUGAAGAAGCCAAACGUUCUGCCGAUGAAGAAUCGAAGGAGCGUAACGCGAUCAUGGGCAAGUACCGCAACGUGGAGCGAGACCUCCAAGUUCUCCGCGAUGCUGUCGACGAGGCUGAAGAAGCCAAGGCCGAUCUCCAGCGGCAGUUGUCCAAAGCCAGCGCCGACGCUCAAUUGUGGCGCGGGAAGUACGAAUCCGAGGGACUUCUUCGACUCGAAGAGCUCGAGGAGGGCAAGAGGAAACUCCAAGCCAAGUUGACUCAUGCCGAGGAGACCAUCGAGUCCUUGAACGCCAAGGUCGCCAAUCUGGACAAGACCAAGAGCCAUCUACAGGGCGAGGUUGACGACAUGCAGGCCGAGGUCGAUCGUGCUCAGCAGCUCGCUCAGCAACUCGACAAGAAGCAAAAGUCCUUCGAUCGCGUUAUCGCUGAAUGGAAAUCGAAGACCGACAGUUUGGCGUCCGAGCUCGAAGAGUCGAAGAGGGAAGCCAGGAACUUUUCGACAGAGGUGUUCAGACUCCGCGCCCAGGCCGAUGAGGCAAACGAGCACUGCGAAGCGCUGAAGAAAGAGAACAAGAACCUCCAGGACGAACUCAAGGAGGUCAUCGACCAACUUGGCGAAGGAGGCCGAUCCUCUCACGAAGUUGAGAAGAACCGCAAGCGUCUAGAGAUCGAGAAAGAAGAGCUCCAGCAUGCGGUCGAAGAAGCCGAAGCCGCCCUGGAACAGGAAGAGAACAAGGUGCUCCGCGCACAGCUCGAGCUCAGCCAGGUGCGUCAGGAGAUCGAACGCCGAAUCCACGAGAAAGAAGAGGAAUUCGAAAACACUCGAAAGAACCACCAACGCGCCAUCGACUCGAUACAAGCGUCGCUCGAGGCCGAGUCCAAAGCCAAAGCUGAGGCGCAGCGAGUCAAGAAGAAGCUGGAGUCCGACAUCAACGAGCUCGAGAUUGCUCUGGAUGGCGCGAACCGAUCGAAGGUCGAGGCCGAAAAGAAUGCGAAGAAGUACCAACAGCAGAUCCGGGAAAUCCAGAAUCAACUCGAGGACGAGCAAAAAGCACACAGUGACACCCGCGACAAGUACGUUGACGCUGAACGCAGAGCCAACCAAUUGCACGGGACCGUCGAGGAAGCGAAGACUCUCGUCGAAAACGCCGAUCGUGCCCGUCGAGCCGCCGAAAACGAACUCUACGAACUCAAGGAAGCUUGCGGGGAUCUCAGCGGAAACGCAUCGUCUCUGCUCAUCGCCAAAAAGAAACUUGAAGGAGAAAUGGGAGCUCUCCAAAAUGAUCUGGAUGAGAUGAUCAACGAAUGCAAAGCAUCCGAAGAGCGUGCGAAGAAAGCCAUGGUUGACGCUGCUCGUCUUGCCGAUGAAAUCCGUGCCCACGCUGAAGUUGCGGCAAACGCUGAAAAGUCCAAGAAGAACAUGGAAGCUCAGAUGAAAGAGAUGCAGGCCCGUCUCGAAGAGGCCGAGAAAGACUCGAUCAAGGGCGGUAAAAAGUACAUUAGCAAACUCGAAGGCAAAUGCAAGGACCUAGAGCACGAGCUCGAGAACGAGAUCCGCAAGGGAGCGGAGCACGCCAGGAGCUCGAAGAAGGCGGAGCGAAGAAUCAAAGAGUUGCAGUUCCAAGCCGAAGAAGAAAAGAAGAACUUCGAUCGAAUGCACGAGCUCGUCGAUCAGCUGCAGAACAAGCUGGCGACCUACAGGAAGCAGUUGGAAGAUUCCGAAGAGAUCAACCAGAAUGUCAAGUUGCUUCAGGAGAAGAACGAGCUCUUCUUGCAACUUGAAUCCGAGCGUACCGGUGCCGGAGAUAUCGAGCAACGCCUCAACAAGGUGCAAGCCCAGAAGACCGAAACCGAACGUCAGCUCCGUGAGCUGGAAGAUCGUUUCCAUCGUGAGGAGGAAAACGCUAACAAGUUGAGCCAGAGCAAGAGGAAGCUCGAGAGCGAAAUUUCCGCUCACAAGAAGGAUAUCGAAGAUCUUCAAUUGUCCCUGCAGAAAGCGGAGCAGGACAAACAAUCGAAGGAUCACCAGAUCCGUAACCUCAACGACGAGAUUGCCCACCAAGAAGAACUCGUCGCCAAGCUCAAUAAGGAGAAGAAAGCUCUGCAGGAGAGCGGCGGGAAGAGCGCCGAGGAUCUCCAGGCUGUGGAGGACAAGGUCAAUCACUUGAAUAAAGUGAAAGCUAAGCUCGAACAGACUCUCGACGAGCUAGAGGAUUCUCUGGAACGCGAGAAGAAGACGCGGGCGGACCUCGACAAAGCCAAACGGAAAGUCGAGGCUGAUCUGAAGCUUGCUCAGGAGGCGGUCAUUGAUCUCGAAAAGAACAAGAAGGAGCUCGAGCACACAGUCCAGAGAAAAGAUAAGGAGCUGGCGGCUCUCGCGACCAAGCUCGAAGAGGAACAGUCUCAAAUCAGCAAACUGCAGAAGCAGAUCAAAGAGCUACAGCAGCGAGUGGAGGAGCUUCAGGAAGAGCUGGAAGCCGAACGUCAAGCUCGCUCGAAAGCUGAGAAGCAAAGAGGCGACCUCGCCCGCGAACUUGAGCAGCUCUCAGAGCGUCUCGAGGAAGCCGGCGGAGCGACCUCUGCUCAGAUCGAACUCAAUAAACGCCGUGAGGCUGAGCUCGGGAAAUUGCGGCGUGAUCUGGACGAAGCCAACAACCAGCAUGAGCAGACAGUAUCAGCUCUUCGGCAGAAGAACAACGCCACGGUCGCCGAGUUGAGCGACGCCGUUGAUAAUCUCAACAAACACAAGGCUAAGCUCGAGAAAGAAGCCAGCCAAUUUAGAGCUGAAGCCGAGGAUGCCAGACAAACGGCUGAUCACCUCCAACGCGAGAAGGCCAACUCCGAGCGUCAAGCCAAGAUGCUCGAAGUUCAACUUCAAGAUACGCAGUUUAAAUUGGAUGAGUCCAACCGAACCGUGAACGAUUUCGACGCUGCGAAGAAGAAGUUGGCCCUAGAGAACUCGGAACUCCAACGCCAGCUCGAGGAAGCGGAGAGCCAAAUCAGCCAACUCUCCAAACAGAAAGCUUCCCUGGCCUGUCAAGCCGAAGAAGCGAAGCGAUCCGCUGAUGAAGAAAACAGGGAGCGCUGCGCCAUUCUCGGUAAAUACAGGAACAUCGAGCACGACCUGGAUAACCUGCGUGAGGCUCUCGAGGAAGAGCAGGAAGCCAAGGCCGACCUCCAACGUCAACUCUCGAAAUCCAAUGCCGAGGCUCAGCUGUGGAGGAACAAGUACGAGUCCGAAGGAAUCGCUCGUAUCGAGGAGCUCGAAGAGUCCAGAAAGAAACUGCAGAUCAAGUUGCAGAGCUCUGAAGAGUUGAUCGAAGGACUCAACGCAAAGGUAUCCGGUUUGGAGAAGACAAAGAGCCAUCUCCAAGGAGAAAUCGACGAUAUGCAAGCGGAGGUCGACCGCGCUCAGCAGUUGGCUGCUCAACUCGAGAAGCGUCAGAAGUCGUUUGACAAGGUCAUCGCCGAAUGGAAAGCGAAGACCGACGAUCUCGCUGCCGAGUUGGACGCUUCACAGAAGGAAUGCCGCAACUACUCCACCGAGGUAUUCAAACUCCGAGCUGCCUACGACGAGUCGCAGGAGCACUACGAGGCUGUCAAGAGAGAGAACAAGAACCUACAAGAUGAACUCAAGGACCUUCUGGAUCAACUCGGCGAAGGCGGACGAUCCGUCCACGAGCUCGAAAAGGCUCGCAAGAGGCUCGAGCUCGAGAAGGACGAGCUGCAACACGCUCUCGAGGAGGCUGAAGCUGCGCUCGAACAGGAGGAGAACAAGGUACUCCGCGCUCAACUCGAGCUCAGCCAGGUGCGCCAGGAGAUCGAGCGUCGUAUCCAGGAGAAGGAGGAGGAAUUCGAGAACACCCGCAAGAACCACCAACGUGCCCUCGACUCCAUGCAAGCCUCCCUCGAGGCCGAGGCCAAGGGACGUGCCGAGGCACUCAGGUUGAAGAAGAAACUCGAGUCCGACAUUAACGAGCUCGAGAUCGCCCUUGACGGAGCCAACAAGGCCAACGCUGAAGCCCAGAAGACCAUCAAGAGGUAUCAGCAGACGAUCAAAGACAUGCAGUCGCAGAUCGAAGAAGAGCAGAAGGCUCGAGAUGAGGCCCGCGACCAGUAUGCGAACGCUGAACGCCGUGCUAAUCAGCUGCACGGUUCUCUCGAGGAGACUAAGCAGGUGCUCGAACAGUCAGAGAGGGCUCGCCGCUCUGCUGAGUCCGAGCUGAUUGAGCUCAGGGAGCAGCACGCCGAAUUGGCAGCGAAUAACGCGUCUCUCGGAAUGGCCAAGAGGAAGCUUGAGGGAGAGAUGUCCGCGCUGCAGGCUGAUCUCGACGAGAUGAUCAACGAGUGCAAGGCCUCUGAGGAAAAAGCCAAGAAGGCGAUGGUCGAUGCUGCUCGUCUGGCCGAUGAGCUUCGCGCUGAGCAGGAACACGCUGGCUCCCAGGAGAAGAUGCGCAAAGCUCUCGAGAUCCAGAUGAAGGAUCUUCAAGUUCGUCUCGAUGAAGCCGAAGCCGCGGCCCUCAAGGGAGGCAAGAAGCUCAUCGAGAAGCUUGAACACAAGUGCCGACAACUCGAGUCCGAAUUGGAGACCGAGCAACGCCGACACGCCGAUGCCGCCAAGAACGCGCGCAAGGGCGAACGCAGGAACAAGGAGCUCCAGUUCCAGGCCGAAGAAGAUCGCAAGAACCACGAGCGCAUGCAGGAACUCGUCGACAAACUCCAGCAGAAGAUCAGCACGUACAAGAGACAAAUCGAGGAGGCUGAAGAGAUCGCCGCCAUGAAUCUCGCCAAAUACCGCAAGGCCCAACAAGAGCUCGAGGAUGCGGACGAACGUGCGAACUUGGCAGAACAAACCGUGGCUAAACUUCGCGCUAAAAACCGUUCAUCCGUGAGCGUUGCCAGGGAAUAAGAUGCGGUCGCGAAGCGAAUCGGCGGAAAGAGCCGCGUGCUCUUUCCGCAGCGAUCGGAAUCACUCGAUCGAAACCUUCGGAUUUUUUGA
This is a messenger RNA of Galendromus occidentalis (western predatory mite), 8964 nucleotides long. RefSeq names its product myosin heavy chain, muscle. Gene Ontology annotation, cellular component: myosin II complex; myosin filament; cytoplasm. Gene Ontology annotation, molecular function: actin filament binding; microfilament motor activity; ATP binding. The transcript is spliced from 16 exons. NCBI's taxonomy places the organism in Eukaryota, Metazoa, Arthropoda, Arachnida, Mesostigmata, Phytoseiidae. Gene Ontology annotation, biological process: sarcomere organization; muscle contraction. The record is from RefSeq and is a predicted model, not a curated record.